This is a messenger RNA of Trichechus manatus latirostris (Florida manatee), 904 nucleotides long. RefSeq names its product calcium-binding mitochondrial carrier protein SCaMC-1-like. Gene Ontology annotation, biological process: ADP transport; ATP transport. The transcript is spliced from 7 exons. Gene Ontology annotation, molecular function: ATP transmembrane transporter activity; calcium ion binding. NCBI's taxonomy places the organism in Eukaryota, Metazoa, Chordata, Mammalia, Sirenia, Trichechidae. The record is from RefSeq and is a predicted model, not a curated record. Bases 162 to 722 code for a protein of 186 amino acids.
UUCACCGAUGAUAAAAGAUCUGGCCUAUUGUGGAAACAUCUGUUGGCUGGAGGGAUAGCUGGUACUUGUGCUCAAACGUGCACUGCACCAUUAGAUCAUCUGAAAAUUAUAAUAUUUUAAAAACCAAGUUGGCCAUAAGUAGAACUGGCAAGUACUCUGGGAUGCUGGAUUGUGCCAGGAAGACUUGGAAGAAUGAAAGGGUUAGAGGCUUUUACAAAUGCUUUAGUCCUAAUUUUCUGAUUAUCAUACCAUAUGCCAGCAUAGCUGUUACUGUUUAUGAGGUAAUUUUUAAAGCUGGAGAUACCAACAAAGAUUCAAAAUUGGACUUUGAAGAAUUUGUGCAGUACCUUCAAGACCAUGAGAAAAAAAUGAGGCUGGCAUUUAAUAGUCUGGACACAAAUAAUGAUGGAGUAAUUGAAACUUCAAAAGUAAUUGCUGCUCUGAAAUCACUGGGUGUAAAUGCUUCUGAAGCUCAGGCAAAAAAAAUUGUACAAAGCAUUGAUAGUGAUGGGACUUUGACAGUGGACUGGAAUGAAUGGAGGAGCUACUUUUUAUUUAAUCCUGCAACAGAUAUUGAUGACAUUAUUCAUUUUUGGAAGCAUUCUACUUUUAAGAAAUGGCUUAGUUUUGAUGGUGCUAAAAUAGGAAAUCCUGAGAGAUUUACAUCUGGCUCAUUGGCUGGUGUAACUGCCCAGACCUGUGUUUACCCGUGGAGGUUCUAAAGACCAGAUUGGCUGUAAGUCAAACUAGACAGUAUUCAGGCAUGGUUGAUUGUGGCAAGAAGCUUCUGAAACAAGGUGUCAGAAAGUUUUUCAAAGGUUAUAUUCUGAACUUGGUAGGCAUUAUACCUUAUGCAGGCAUAGAUCUUGCUGUUUAUGAGGUAAGUUUAUUCUCAUAAUAGGAC